AUGAUUGACACGCCCAGCGGACCAUAUCCUUUCGGCGAACAUGAUGCUGAAAACAAACAUAAUCUCUUAGCAAAGCUCCCCCCGACGGAGUACUGUAACCAACUAAAGGAUCUUUAUUUCCAGUCAAUUGCGCCCCUGUUUCCUAUCUUACAUAGCCCUACGUUCCACGAACGGUAUCGUCGAUUUUCCAAGGAUCCAGAUCAGGCUUCACUAGCAUGGCUUGCUCUCCUCUUUACUAUCCUGGGUACGGCUGUCCUCGCACUGGAAAACGACAGCCCUCUGCUUAAGACUCUCAGCCGCAAACUUACCCCUUGGGAUCGAGUCACAGAGCUCUCGGAGCGGUAUUAUACCGCAGCGAUGAAAUGCCUCGAAGCAGAUCGCUAUCUCUGGCGCCAUAACGUUUCUACAGUGCAGGCACUGCUAAACCUUAUCUAUGGGAUUCACCAUAGCCAUGGCCAAACAUGGACUCUUCUGGGGCUGGUUUAUCACCUGGCGCUCUCGAUCGGUUGUCACGUUGACCCGGCCACGUUUUCCUUGGAUAUUGUCGAAGCCGAGGAGCGUCGUCGCUGUUGGCUAGGCCUGGUCACGCUGCUCUGUAACCAAAAUAUGGCCAUUACUGGGUUAGACAUCUACCAGUCAGUGUUCUCGUCGCGUGUCCUGCCCCCAGCCGAGGUGUGCGAUGAGGAUGUCGUCCAGGGACAACCAGGGCCGAUUGCAACCUCGGUAGGCAUCAAUCCCAUCUCGUAUCUGAUCCGAAAAUCUCGCCUCUUUCAGAUAUCGUCGGAGAUCUGUGAUCCUGUUUUGGCUGCACGGGAUCCGACAGCCCCCCUCCAACGUCUGGACGCGGCCAUCCGAGCAGAGUUAGAUCCACUAGAGGAGAGUUACGCCUCAAUGCUUAGGAGCAACUCUUCGGUUAUUCAUACCAAUCUGCUGCUCAGUUUUGCCCAUCAUCUGGUCCUCAUCCUCCAUAGUAAUAUACUGAAUGAAGGGACCUUUUGUCUACCGCAGCAUAGCUGGUCGAAACAGCGCUGUAUGAAAAGUGCACAGCGCGUCCUGGAACUACAUGCCGACUUCCAUCGACUGCCCCAAUUCAAGCCCUUCUACUGGUAUAUCCGUGGCCGGGGUGCUUUUCAUGCUUUUCAUGCUGCUUUCGUCUUGGUGCUUGCCCUUUCUAUAGAGCCCCAAGAGCCUUGUACAUCGAAUAUGGUGCGGCUGCUGCACGAGUGCCAUUCUCGGCUCGAGGCGUCAAAGGCGCAAAGUCAGCUGUGCACCCGGACAGCAACGAUUCUCGGCCAGAUGCUGUCUAGCAAGUGGAUGACUGCCUCGGGACUGGUACCGGAUGGACUACAAAGUGCAGUAUCGCAGGGCUCCAAGUCAAAUAGCCAGAUGAAUUCCAUCGGCCAGCCCGCAGAUCUUAGUAAUGGCCAUGCAUUCACCUCGGAGGGUGUCGGGUUCCCCAGUCUAGUUCGGCAGAUUGAGCCGCAGCAAUGGAUCAACCCAGUGAACAUGGAUUGGGACCAGUGGGAUUUUAUUAUGAAUUCAAUGGGAACUACAUCUUGA
This is a messenger RNA of Penicillium expansum, 1560 nucleotides long. Its product is annotated as fungal specific transcription factor domain-containing protein. Bases 1 to 1560 code for a protein of 519 amino acids. The record is from RefSeq and is a predicted model, not a curated record. Lineage: Eukaryota; Fungi; Ascomycota; Eurotiomycetes; Eurotiales; Aspergillaceae. Gene Ontology annotation, biological process: DNA-templated transcription. Gene Ontology annotation, cellular component: nucleus. Gene Ontology annotation, molecular function: zinc ion binding; DNA binding. The transcript is spliced from 3 exons.